This is a messenger RNA of Sphenostylis stenocarpa, 702 nucleotides long. The record is from the annotation of a GenBank genome assembly. NCBI's taxonomy places the organism in Eukaryota, Viridiplantae, Streptophyta, Magnoliopsida, Fabales, Fabaceae.
AUGCCUUGUUCAUUUCAAAAGUCUGACAACCCCAGACUCGACCAAUAUUUAAUUGGCAAAAAUGAAAUUGAAUUUGAGAAUGAAGAAAAUGUGGAAGAAGAACAAGAGUUUAGUUUUGCUCCCUUUGAUGACCAAAAAAUAGUUAAAUUUGCUGAUGAGAUCUUUCACAAUGGCAAGAUGCGAACAACAAUCAUUUCUUUUGACCAAUAUCUUUUUUCUCCCAUCGCACACCACAACAACACCUUCUCUCUUCAACCACCAUUAAAGAAGCUCUUUUUUGUUCAACAACUCAACGAAUUUUCCUCACAAUCAAAAGGUGGUGUAUUGAAAGGAUCAUGCAACGAGACCGUAGUUGAAGUUGAGGCUUCAAACAAGAAAUCCAAGAAAAGCAAAUCCGCAAGUUUCUCAAAGAUAUGGAGAUUUAAGGAAAGCUUAAAGCUUCGAAGCAAUAGCGAUGACAAGGAUGCAUUUGUUUUCUUCAAUCCUUCACAGUCCAAUAUGAUGAAAAAAGAUAGUGGCAUUUCAAAGAAAGAAAGAUGUGGAAAAUGCAAAACAACUUUGUCACCUCACGAGAAGCUCUACGUGAUGAAUAAAAAGAACACAGAAACUACUAAACGAAAAUCAUUCUUGCCUUACAAGAAAAACUUGAUCGGAUUAUUCACAAACGUGAAUAAAUUUAGCAAGAACCUUAACCCAUUUUGA